UUAUGGACGUUGGCCGCCCGUGCGCAACGUGGUCUUUUCCAUUGUUUUCAUUUCUGGGGGGCACUAGUUUUGUUUAUUUUCGAUUCCGCGCUCGCAUCGUGUGAAAGUGCAGCUUGACUGGCCCUUUUUUAACCGUCUCUAAUAGUCGUAAUUUGCACUAAUUACGGGCGCAAUGAACGAUUUCGGGCAGUUCGCAAAGUCGCAGGGCCCCAAGUUGGUGCCAUUCCUGGUGACCCUCGUCCUGUACUUCUCGCUGGUGCGGAAGGAUCCUCAAGGAGAGCUAUGGACCACCGUGCUCAAGUGCCUGCCCAUUUUCGCCCUGGCAUUCUAUGUGGUGGCCAAGGGCAUCUCGCUCAAGAAGGAAUACCGCCGCUCAGUCUGGAUUCUUCUGGGACUGGUUUUCUCCAGCGGCGGUGAUGCCCUGCUCAACAUAAAUCUCUUUCCCUUCGGAAUGAUCUCCUUUGGAGUGGCGCACGUAUUUUACAUCAGCGCCUUCGGCUGGAAGCCCGUGAAGUGGAUCAUUGGAUUGGUUUUGUACGUGGCCGUAUCGCUUUUUGUUUACUUCGUGCACACGAAACUGGACGAGAUUCUCAUCAUCGGAGUGCCCAUCUACUGUUUCCUGAUCACCACCAUGCUGUGGAGAUCCCUGGCCCGCGCCGUCGAUUCCAGGAACUUCCUCGCCGUAUUCUGUGCCAUCGGAGCCAUACUGUUUGUGAUCUCCGACGCCCUGAUUGCGGUCACCAUGUUCGUGGGCGUGCCCCUGCCCUGCGCCCGCCUCCAGAUCAUGAUCACCUACUACGCCGCCCAGUUCGCCAUUGCGCUGAGCACCGCGGACGACGGUCCUGCCCUCCAGCGCUCCUUUCGCAAGAAAAUUAAGUGAGGCCAGUGCCCAGUGCUCAUCUGUCGGAGACCCAUGGACAACAUGAACGCAACCACCAAACUUAGUACUUCCAAAGCGUCUAGAGUAUUGCCAUUUACGUGUGUUUGUUUCCCCAUCCCAGUAGCUUAGUGCAACCAAAUAUUUGUUCCUUUUCUGGCGGAUGUGGAAACGGAUCUUAGUAGUUUACUAGAUGUUUGUUGACUUCAAGGUAAUAAAUAUAUUCAUAUUAGGUUCAAUACUACUUUAUU
This is a messenger RNA of Drosophila erecta, 1128 nucleotides long. Its product is annotated as lysoplasmalogenase-like protein TMEM86A. Gene Ontology annotation, cellular component: membrane. Bases 173 to 880 code for a protein of 235 amino acids. The record is from RefSeq and is a predicted model, not a curated record. NCBI's taxonomy places the organism in Eukaryota, Metazoa, Arthropoda, Insecta, Diptera, Drosophilidae. The transcript has 4 exons.